AUGUCACCUAGACGCCACCAUGUGGCGGAUUUGGUAGAGAAUGUUGGGAUUCGACGCCCUAAACGGGUGUUCACGUCGUUGAAUUUGAUUAAAAAUAUUUCAAGACGGGUAUACAAAGUGUUGCUCACCAAUGGCGCGACUGGAAAAUUGACACAAAUCGGCAGUCUCUCCAGCUUUCGAGUAACCAAGGCACAUCCUCACGGAGGUGGCUUGCAAAGACACUCGCGGGUCGAAUUUCUAGAGCUUGAAAUUUUUGCUCUUAGUGACAAGUAUUAA
Plasmopara halstedii is the source of this 276-nucleotide messenger RNA. RefSeq lists its product as uncharacterized. NCBI's taxonomy places the organism in Eukaryota, Oomycota, Peronosporomycetes, Peronosporales, Peronosporaceae. Bases 1 to 276 code for a protein of 91 amino acids. The transcript has 2 exons. The record is from RefSeq and is a predicted model, not a curated record.